UGUGAAGUAAUUAAUGAAGCUGUGUGGAAACACAACGUAAUCUAUGUUUCAAGUGCAGGCAAUAAUGGCCCUUGUCUUUCUACAGUAGGAUGUCCUGGUGGUACUACAUCUAGUGUAAUAGGUGUUGGUGCCUAUGUAUCACCAGAUAUGAUGGUUGCUGAAUAUUCUUUGAGAGAAAAACUGCCAGCAAAUCAAUAUACUUGGUCAUCUAGAGGACCUAGCACUGAUGGAGCUCUUGGAGUAAGUAUCAGUGCACCGGGAGGUGCUAUUGCUUCUGUCCCAAACUGGACUCUGCGAGGAACGCAGCUCAUGAACGGCACGUCCAUGUCUUCACCCAAUGCCUGCGGGGGCAUUGCGUUGGUGCUGUCAGGACUCAAAGCUAAUGACAUUCAUUACACUGUUCAUUCUGUCAGAAGAGCAUUAGAAAAUACUGCAGUGAAAGCUGAAAAUAUAGAAGUAUUUGCACAAGGACAUGGUAUUAUUCAGGUUGAUAAAGCCUAUGACUACCUCAUUCAGAACUCAUCAUUUGCAAGUAACAUAGGCUAUACAGUUACUGUUGGAAGCAACCGUGGAAUCUACCUCAGAGAUCCUGCCCAGAUAACAGCACCUUCUGAUCAUGGGGUUGGCAUAGAACCUGUGUUUCCUGAGAAUACAGAAAACACUGAAAGAAUCUCUCUUCAGCUGCAUUUAGCUUUAACUUCAAAUGCCCCGUGGGUUCAGUGCCCUACUCACCUAGAGCUUAUGAACCAGUGUCGACAUAUAAACAUUCGUGUGGAUCCACGUGGUCUGAGAGAAGGACUGCAUUACACAGAGGUGUGUGGAUAUGAUAUAGCUAUGCCUAAUGCAGGCCCUCUGUUCAGAGUUCCAAUAACUGUUGUUAUACCAACAAGAGUAGAUGAAUCAUCAAGCUACGACCUUACAUAUAAGGAUGUUCAUUUUAAACCUGGUCAGAUCCGAAGGCACUUCAUUGAUGUUCCACAGGGAGCUACGUGGGCUGAAGUGACAGUAUGUUCAUGUUCAUCUGAUGUGACUGCCAAGUUUGUUCUUCAUGCUGUUCAGUUAGUGAAACAAAAAGCAUAUAGAAGCCAUGAGUUCUAUAAAUUUUCAUCAUUACCAGAAAAAGGAUCAGUAACUGAAGCAUUUCCAGUCUUAGCUGGAAAAACCCUUGAAUUCUGUGUGGCCCGGUGGUGGGCAAGCCUUAGCGAUGUCAGCAUCAAUUACACCAUUUCUUUUCAUGGUGUGCUGUGUGCUUCUCCUCAGCUGAACAUGCAUGCUUCAGAAGGUAUCGUGCGAUUUGAUGUUCAGUCCCUUUUGAAGUACGAAGACAUUGCUCCAUGCAUAAAUCUGAAAAGCUGGGUUCAAACACUCAGACCAGUGAGUGCAAAAAUAAAACCUUUGGGAUCCAGAGAUAUUUUACCAAAUAAUCGUCAACUAUAUGAGAUGAUUUUGACUUACAACUUCCAUCAGCCUAAGAGUGGAGAAGUAACUCCAAGCUGUCCACUUCUUUGUGAACUGCUGUAUGAAUCUGAAUUUGAUAGUCAACUGUGGAUUAUUUUUGACCAGAACAAAAGACAAAUGGGGUCAGGAGAUGCUUAUCCACACCAGUACUCUGUGAAACUGGAAAAAGGAGAUUACACUAUUCGGUUACAAAUUCGUCAUGAACAGAACAGUGAGCUGGAUCGCAUCAAAGACCUUCCAUUUAUUGUUUCUCACAGGUUGUCUAAUGCCUUGAGCUUAGAUAUUUAUGAAAACCAUAGCCUUGCUCUCUUAGGGAAGAAGAAAUCCAACAGUUUGACACUACCACCAAAACACAGUCAGCCAUUCUUUGUUACAUCUCUGCCAGAUGACAAAAUACCUAAAGGAGCAGGACCAGGGUGCUACCUCGCAGGAGCUCUUACACUGUCUAAAACAGAACUUGGAAAGAAAGCUGGGCAGUCUGCAGCAAAGCGACAAGGAAAAUUUAAAAAGGAUGUUCUUACUGUUCAUUAUCAUCUGAUACCAUCACCAUCGAAGAGUAAAAAUGGCAGCAAGGAGAAAGAAAGAGAACCAGAAAAAGAAAAAGAUGUAAAAGAAGAAUUUGCUGAAGCUUUAAGAGACCUAAAGAUACAGUGGAUGACUAAGCUGGAUACCAUUGAUGUGUUCAAUGAGUUGAAAGAAGCCUUUCCUAAUCAUCUUCCAUUGUAUGUUGCAAGACUUCAUCAGCUGGAUUCUGAAAAGGAACGAAUGAAAAGACUUGAGGAAAUUGUUGAAGCUGCAAAUACUGUAAUAUCUCGUAUAGAUCAGACAGCGUUAGCAGUUUAUUUUGCUAUGAAGACUGAUCCCAGACCCGAUGCAACUACUAUAAAAAAUGAAAUGGAAAAACAGAAGACUACUUUAGUGGAUGCUCUUUGUAGGAAAGGAAGUGCACUGGCUGACCAGCUGCUGCACCUGCAGGCCCAAGACGGGGCUGCUUCCCGUGACGCAGAAGGGAAAGAGGGGGAUGAGACCUGCUCGGAGGCGCUGACGGAGACGUUCUGGGAAACAACAAAAUGGACUGAUCUUUUUGACAGCAAGGUUUUGACCUUUGCCUAUAAGCAUGCAUUGGUAAACAAAAUGUAUGGGAGAGGCCUCAAGUUUGCAACAAAACUUGCUGAAGAGAAGCCAACGAAGGACAACUUGAAAAACUGCAUUCAGCUCAUGAAGUUACUUGGAUGGACUCACUGUGCAACUUUCACUGAAAACUGGCUUCCUGUCAUGUAUCCACCUGAUUAUUGUGUAUUCUAGAAAACCAACAAUUGUAAACUUUAAAGUGAUUUUAUAUGGGCAGGAUAUGAAAAGCUAAGUUUGACUUUUUAUUGGAACGCAUGUUUUCAUUACUGAAUGCUGAUUAUUAAAUUGUGUGUAUUUAUCGGUAAAGGCACCUGGGUACAGCUUAAUACCUGUGAACUGAACUCCUGACAUCAGGGAGUUUCCUUAGUGUGCAUCCCAUUGCUGGCAAUGGAUGUGCCAGAACUGCCAACACCAAGGAUUUGAGAUUAGGCUGAGAAGGCUUAUUGCAUGCAAGUUAGGUUCUUAACUGUUAAUUUUAACUGUAAACCUGUAAAAGCUCUGUAUUUUUUACAGUAAACAAUUUUAACAUGUUUAAUCUUAAUUUCAUUUUCAAUUGUAUGAAGGCCUUAAAGCUACAUCAAGCGUAGCUAAAAUCUUAUUUAUUAGACUGUAGUAAUGGGACAUCAUUACCUGAAUUGUUUGCAACGGUUUACAUUUUUUUUUUAACGAAAAAUUCAACCUCUCAAAUGGUCACAAUGUGUAACUCAAUUGCUGAUGCAUAGGUGCUCUUGUAUAUCUUCAUUUUGGAGUGAUUUCAGGCAGACUCAA
Molecule: messenger RNA, 3357 nt
Organism: Tinamus guttatus (white-throated tinamou)
Lineage: Eukaryota; Metazoa; Chordata; Aves; Tinamiformes; Tinamidae
Source: RefSeq, a predicted model, not a curated record